Molecule: messenger RNA, 1441 nt
Organism: Closterium sp. NIES-67
Lineage: Eukaryota; Viridiplantae; Streptophyta; Zygnematophyceae; Desmidiales; Closteriaceae
Source: the annotation of a GenBank genome assembly
UGUGACGGUUGUUAGGUGCAUUUGUGUGUCUGAGGAACAUUUUGACCGUCUUCAAAGUCAGUCAGUGUUGGAGAAUAUCGACAACACUUGUUAUCUGCUUAGCUUUUCCACCAGCUACUUGGUCUCUGGCUGGUGAUUGUGGCUUGUCUUGGUGCUCAUAGCUCCUUGUGAUAAGCUCUCAAGAUGAGCGACAACGGUGCUGCUGACAAGGCGGGAGAGAAUGGAGGCGAGAACAGGAGAAUUCCUCCUCCCCCAUCGCCGAUCAGGCAGUCUAAAUAUUCUAGCCCUCGCCUGAGAGUGCUGGUAACCGGAGGUGCGGGAUUCAUUGGAUCGCACCUUGUCGACAGGCUUAUGCAAGCAGGCCAUGAGGUUAUCGUGGCCGACAACUUCUUCACCGGGACUAAGGACAACAUCCGGCAGUGGAUCGGCCACCCAAACUUUGAAAUUAUUCGCCAUGAUGUCACGGAGACCCUUCUGGUGGAGGUGGAUCAGAUCUACCAUCUGGCGUGUCCCGCUUCGCCGAUCUUCUACAAGUAUAAUCCGGUGAAGACCAUUAAGACCAACGUGAUGGGUACACUGAACAUGCUCGGACUGGCGAAGCGAGUGGGAGCAAGGAUUCUCCUGACGUCAACGUCAGAGGUAUACGGCGAUCCCCUGGAGCACCCGCAGAAGGAGACCUACUGGGGCAACGUCAACCCCAUCGGCGUGCGGAGCUGCUACGACGAGGGCAAGCGAGUGGCGGAGACGCUCAUGUUUGACUACCACCGGCAACACGGCGUCGAGAUCCGAGUGGCGCGCAUCUUCAACACCUACGGCCCUCGCAUGAACAUUGACGAUGGCCGCGUGGUCAGCAACUUCAUCGCCCAGGCCUUCAGGGGAGAGGAACUCACAGUGCAGGCUCCAGGCUCCCAGACCCGUAGCUUCUGCUACGUCGCUGACAUGGUGGACGGUCUGAUCAAGCUCAUGGAGGGCCCUGUGACCGGCCCCAUCAACCUGGGGAACCCUGGUGAGUUCACCAUGCUAGAGCUGGCAGCUGCAGUCAAAGAGCUGAUUGAGCCAUCUGCCUCGUGGAAGAUUGUGGAGAACACCCCUGACGAUCCGCGCCAGCGCAAGCCAGACAUCACCAAGGCCAAGGAGAUCCUUGGAUGGGAGCCCAGAGUGACCCUGCGAGAAGGCCUGCCCUUGAUGGCUGAGGACUUCCGCCAGCGGCUCAACGUCACCUAAAAACAUCUCACUAAGCCAUUAUGGUGUAUUCUCCCAAGUGACUAGCCCCAAUGAAGACUUGACCCGUGAUAACAUAUUCUUUCUAUGCGUAUUCUCUCUAAUGCCAGCUGAGGGAUAGAAAUUGUCGGUUUUAGCGAAGGUUGGAACGUGAUGAAAUUUGGCCUAUAUUGGAAUAUAUUUAACUAUGGCUGGAUUUAAAUGAAUCUGGUUCAUGCAU